Drosophila melanogaster (fruit fly) is the source of this 1100-nucleotide messenger RNA. RefSeq lists its product as uncharacterized. The coding region runs from base 78 to 656 and encodes 192 amino acids. NCBI's taxonomy places the organism in Eukaryota, Metazoa, Arthropoda, Insecta, Diptera, Drosophilidae. The record is from RefSeq and is marked reviewed. Gene Ontology annotation, cellular component: anaphase-promoting complex. Gene Ontology annotation, biological process: anaphase-promoting complex-dependent catabolic process. The transcript has a single exon.
UCACUGUUCUAAUUGCGAUCGGCGCGUGACCACCAGUCUUUCGGAUCAUCAGCAAAAAUCAGGAAUUCGACUUCGAGAUGCUGAAGCGCGAUCUGCAGAAAAUCACACUCAAGCUGUCCGAUCUCAAGGACUAUGAGGUUGCCCGCCAAAAGAACAAGUUAAAGGGCGCCCCGCGACCUAGGCUUUCUCAGGACGCCCUCCCCGGAGACGACGCCUCCACUUCGGGAACAACGGCAAGUUGCAGUUCCAACACGGAAACGGCCACGGAAACCGCAUCGGGAUCCGGAUCAGGGUCUGGAUCGGGCUCGGGUUCUGGGUCCGGGUCGUACAUUACGGGAAUGGGCUACCGUUCGGAGACACCCUCCUCCGCAUCGUACACCACGUCGACGACCCCGACUCCGGCCACUCAGGAGGAGAUACUGAGACCCUCGUCCGCCGUCACGGCCACCACAACCACUGGCACCACUAAUUCCGGCUCCACGGAUGACGUGAGCGUGGCGGCCGUAGUGGAUGACACGGAUACCAUUGACGAAAUCAGCGAUGACAACUGGGUGGACCUGAAUGCGGACACCAACGAUACCGUUGAUACCCAGCCGGAGGAGCAGGACCAACUGCAAGAGGUGGAGGAGGAGGAUGGGGCUAGGGGAGGAGUGUAAUCCUGACCGCUUAUCGCGUUAUGAAAACAUAGCGCAGCUGCACUCAAAGCCCACCCCCCCCCCCCCCAUUUCACAUUCCAUUUAUCAUAACAAUUUGUAUACGUAAACAAGUAUAAUAACCCAUUGCAUGCUCCACUUACCUAGCUGCUAAUAAUAAUAGUUUGCAAGGUUAUAUGUCGCUUAUGUCAUCUUCAAAUCGAAACAUAUGCAUUUUAUAGAUUUGGUUAACUACGGUAAAUGGUUUUGCGGCCUUUUAAUCGGGAGGACGUGCGAUCGGAUUAUAUCGAGUGGGGAAUGCGGGUCCUCCUAAUUGGCUCUCCUCAGAAGGAGCUAGGCAAGCGGCAGACGACAACAAGUGGCUUAUGGCCACCGGCAACAGGUGGACGCAGUGGAGUGGGCACUAGGGACUGUUGUGGAACGAGAUGCUAUUCAAGCGCCCAAGGG